CAGCAGUACUAUUCAUUAGUGGAAAUUGCCAAUCGUAUUUUACCUGCCCUAUCACCGAUGACAAUCGAUCCCGACAGUAUGGUUAGGAAGCAGAGUUUUGCGGCAUUGCAUGGUUUCAUUGAAAAGCUGGAGAAGGCAAGCGAAAAUCCCGAAUCGAUACCAGAACUUGAGGCACAAGUAAAUGCUGGUGGGAAGAGUGGUUUGCUGAGUAGUGAGAAGGUGCCAAGAUGGGCAGCUUGGGCAGUACAGUCGAUUUCGGGUAGAUUUUAUAAAAGUCCUACACCGGUGCAAAAUCCAGCUGCGACAGAAAAUAAGGAGCAAACAUCUGAAAAUGAAUCAGCACCAGAGGCAAGACCGAAAUCGCACGAAUCGGCAUCGAAGAAACACGGGGAUGAUGGCUGGGGCUCCCUGGAUGACAGUACACUGUCUGCUGAAAGUGAUGAGAAAUGGGAAGAUGCCGAUGACACUGUGCCAAAGGCCAAAAAAACCACUGAUGGAUGGGAUGACGAAUGGGAAGGAAUCACGGCAACAGAAACUAAAAAAUCAUCCGUUGCAUCGCUGGUUGAUUCGAAAAAAUCAGUGCCAAAAAAAGGCGGCUUGAAAUUGAAAAACGCCAUCAAAAAGCCUGCAGAUGAAGACGAUUUGGAUUAUGCAUUGGGUAUUAAACAGGAACCGAAUUUGGCAGCGAAUAAAUUAGGUACUGAUGGAAAUUCAGAUAAAUUUGCUAUGAGCCAGAACACAGUGUCGAGUAGUUGGGAGUGUGAUAUCUCAUCGAGUGGUUGGGAUGAUUUUGUUACCGAUUCAGCUCAGUGA
Messenger RNA from Gongylonema pulchrum, 813 nucleotides. The record is from the annotation of a GenBank genome assembly. NCBI's taxonomy places the organism in Eukaryota, Metazoa, Nematoda, Chromadorea, Rhabditida, Gongylonematidae.